AAGACACGAGUGGAUAAAGGUGUCAUGUCACAUUUUUUAAAAAACUUGUUUUAUUAGUACUUAGCAUUUUAAAUAGGUCAUAUUUUGAUGUGAGAUAUCAAUCUCAGCUAAACAACGAAAAGUUUCUGUGAUACGAAGUUGCUAAAGGUGUCAUGUACACAUUUUUUUUCUGUUUCAGUGGAGAAAGGUGUUAUUGUAACAUGACACCUUAAUCCAUUCAAAUAUUUGAGAUUUAUGCUAUAUGACACCUUUAUCCAUUUCAGUUUCGGAAGACCGGAUACCGUUGUUUUCUAGAUGACACUUCGGUGUGAGGUUAUGUUACGAAAUUUUUUGUAAUUUUCUCAGUUUCUUGGUGAUCGCCGAGCUCGCUGGUAAAAGAUUAUUUUUGUUGUUAAAUACUGUGUUGUGUAAACUAAAUAAGAACAUGUCUAGAGGCAAGCACAUUCUGUCACUGAUAAUAAAUAAAAAUGAGGAAAAGGCAGUAGAAGAAGAAAACGAAAAUAACUACACCUUUGUUAACAAAAAUGUCAACAAUCAAGAUGACUCUGGAAACCAAAAUAACGUGAAUGAUGACAUUUCGAAGCAAAUAGCUGAAGAACAUGCAGAUAAUUUCUUGUCAUCAGAGAGUGAAGAUAAGAGUUCCGAUAGUGAGUAUGAGCCCGAAAGUAGUGAAAAUGAAUCAACUGAGUCACCAGAUGAACUCAGUUUACCUGGUACAAGAAAUAUGUCUGGUGCCUUACAUCAUAUCACCGCUGAUACAAGAAGUGAUGGAGACUUACCAGAUCCAGUUUUUCUUGAAAGAAGGCAAAAUUUAAAACGAAAGAUAUUUGAGUUAAAGGAAAAAACUUCAAAAAAGCGCCAUAAAAAUGAAAAUGAGUGGAAAAGAAAAAAAUCAGCUAUUGGAAGGGAAAAGGGUGAAGAAUACUUAUCUCAGAAGGGUAAACUUAUACCGAGGAAAAAAAUUAACGAAGAAAUGCUUUGUAAGGAGAAGUGUCGACUUAAAUGUACAAAUAAAUUUAAUUUGGAAGCCAGAGAGGCUAUCUUAAAAAAGUAUUACUCUCUAGAUGUAAACUCCAAAAAUGCCUUGUUAUUUAACAGCAUAAGCAUUAGGCCUGUUAAGCGACAUCUAACAACGAUAAUGAAAAGACAAAAAAAAUUCUCUUUUACCUAUUCUAUUACAUACAAUCAGAAAACAGAGAUAAUCUGCCGAGAUGCCCUAUGCUCUCUCUAUCAGUUUAAUCGCAAAAAAAUUGAAAUUAUUCAGAGAAAGCUAAAAAAGGGAGAGUGUGCCCCAACACCUGAUAAAAGAGGUCAACACACCAACCGUCCUCACAAGAUCCCAGAAGAUGUAGUAGAUGCCAUCACUAACCACAUUCAACAAUUUCCUGCUGACGAAUCGCAUUAUUCCCGAAAUAAGAACUGCCAUAAAAAAUAUCUUUCUCCUUUAUUAAAUGUAUGUCAAAUGCAUAAGCUGUACAUUGAAGAUUGUAAAUCUAAAAAUUUAGAAGAUAAAUUUGUGGUAAAGCUUUCAUCCUAUAAUAAGAUUUUUUGCACCAAGUUUAACUUAUCAUUUGGGACGCCAAGAAGUGAUACGUGUAGUAUAUGUGAUUCAGGCCAGAACACGGAAGAACACACAGAAAGCUUUAAAAUGGCAUUUGAGAUGCAAAAACUUGACAGACAAAAACCUGUACUUAAUAAAAAAACUUGUUAUAUCACAAUGGACUUGCAGCAAACCAUGCCCUUGCCCAAAUUAUCAACAAACAAAGCCUUUUACCUGCGUCAGAUGUGGUAUUAUAACUUCGGGGUUCAUUGCGUAACUUCUUCUGAAUCUGUACCCUAUUUUUUUAACUGGACGGAAGACAUGGCUAACAAGGGAAGUGUUGAAAUUGCGAGUUGCCUAUAUAGAUUCUGCCAUUUACUUAAAGACCAGAAUGAAGAUAUAACCCAUCUUAUUAUUUGGUCUGAUUCUUGCGCAGGUCAGAACAAAAAUUUUAAUAUCAUAUGCCUAUAUCAACUCUUAGUUUUAAAUGGAACAUUUGAUAUUAUAGAGCAUAAAUUUCCUGAGGUUGGUCACAGCUAUUUAGAUUCAGACAGAGACUUUGGGAGAAUUGAAAAAAAAAUUCGUAAACAUGAAAACAUCUAUGUACCUGAGCAAUAUAGUAACAUUAUAAAGUCUGCAAGUACUAAAAAUGCUAUGACGAUAAACAUGGAAAACUACUUUUAUAAUUUUGAUGAACUUCCGUUGAAAUUAAGGUUGGUUAACAGAAAAACUAACAUGUUAAAAGAAAAGCUUAAUUUUAGAGAUAAUGUUAAGUGGAUUAAAGUUGACGAAUUUGGAAGCUUCUGGUAUAAAAAUAAUCUUGAUGAGUUUUCGCCAUUCCACAAAGUUGAGCUUUUUAAAACUGGAGUCAAAACAUUGACAAGAGCAGAUGAAAUUAAGUUACAUAGAUUUUCCGAAAAAAGAGGUGGUUUGACUUCCGAAAAACAAAAUAAUUUACGUGCUCAACUACAAUACAUAAAAGAUGAAUAUAAAUGGUAUUAUGAAAAGAUCUUGGAAGAAAAUGAAACAAAUCCUAAAGUUAAGAAAACAUCUAGGAGAACCGUAUAACGUGUAUUAUUAACAUAUUUUAUAUAAAAAAUAAGAUAUUUUUUAUAUCAUAAUAUUAUGUAAUAUUAAAGUUCUUUACUUGACACACUUUGAUUUAUUUUUUAUGUUUUCUAUUUCGAUGGAUAAAAGUGUCAUAUGCCAUUAAACAUGUUUAAACAUGAGAUAUUAUUUAGUUUUCUGAAAAAUAGCGUUUUACAAAGAUAUAUUAAUAGCGUUUCCAUCUCAAUACCAAAAUUCACAUUGAUAUUUAAAAUAACAAAAGAGUUACACUGGAAAUUAAUCAAGAAAUUUUAAAUCGAUUUUACUCCAAAACAUUUUUUUGGCA
Messenger RNA from Sitophilus oryzae (rice weevil), 2933 nucleotides. RefSeq lists its product as uncharacterized. The coding region runs from base 425 to 2608 and encodes 727 amino acids. The record is from RefSeq and is a predicted model, not a curated record. Lineage: Eukaryota; Metazoa; Arthropoda; Insecta; Coleoptera; Curculionidae. The transcript is spliced from 3 exons.